CCCUUAUAUCCCAACUCUCUUGUCUAAAGAUGCCGUGCACUCCGCGGAGGAUUUCUAUGGCACUCUUGGACUGUCCACUCGUCGAGGACAGCAGCUGGUAGAAGGCGCUUAAGAUAGAAGCAGGAAUGUUACUGUGAUUAGCCCAAAACUCGAUCUUCCACGUUCUCUGCUUCUGUGAUACCCGCUGGAAUCAAGGAUCGAGUUCCUUUAUAAAAGGUUUGGUCCCGGCUUUAUCCCUUCUCGGCAUGUCAGCCGUUGCCAAGUGAGGCCCGGAGGUCGAAGGGAUCAAGAGUAGAGACUGUGAAGAUGCACAGGGAUCGCGGAGGAGGGGUGACCGGAUCCAAGGCUGAAAUUGAGUCCCUUGACCGGAAGCGCAUCAACGAUGCGCUGGACAAGCAACUGGAGAAGUCUUCGCCGUCAACAUCCCGGGGGUUCAGCGGCAAGAAGGAACGCUUGUCGGUUCCAUCCUCGUCCGCUGGCAAGCAGCCUGAUCUCAAGCCAGCUGGCCAGACUAAGAAUAAUCGAUCCGAUGAAGAAUCUGAAACAGAUGGUGGGGAUUCUGACGUUAGUGGUUCUGAUGGAGAUGACACCUCAUGGAUCUCAUGGUUUUGUAACAUUAGAGGGAAUGAAUUUUUUUGCGAGGUUGAUGAUGAAUACAUACAAGAUGAUUUCAACCUCUGUGGGCUAAGCAGCCAAGUACCUUACUAUGAUUAUGCUCUUGAUCUUAUUUUAGACGUUGAAUCUUCUCAUGGAGAUACAUUCACUGAUGAUCAAAACGAGUUAGUUGAAUCUGCAGCAGAGAUGCUGUAUGGACUGAUUCACGCUCGCUACAUUUUGACUAGUAAAGGAAUGGCUGCAAUGCUAGAAAAGUUAAAGAGCUAUGAUUUUGGAAGAUGCCCAAGAGUUUACUGCUGUGGGCAGCCCUGUCUUCCAGUUGGUCAAUCAGACAUUUCAAGAUCCAGUACUGUGAAAAUCUUCUGCCCCGAGUGUGAAGAUGUUUAUUACCCAAGAUCAAAAAACCAAGGCAGUAUCCUUUCUUCCUAGAAGCUUGAUAAAAUUUUA
Messenger RNA from Dendrobium catenatum, 1062 nucleotides. Its product is annotated as putative casein kinase II subunit beta-4. Gene Ontology annotation, molecular function: protein kinase regulator activity. Gene Ontology annotation, cellular component: cytoplasm; protein kinase CK2 complex. Bases 307 to 1044 code for a protein of 245 amino acids. The transcript is spliced from 4 exons. NCBI's taxonomy places the organism in Eukaryota, Viridiplantae, Streptophyta, Magnoliopsida, Asparagales, Orchidaceae. The record is from RefSeq and is a predicted model, not a curated record.